Tuber melanosporum (Perigord truffle) is the source of this 3320-nucleotide messenger RNA. RefSeq lists its product as uncharacterized. The coding region runs from base 1 to 2658 and encodes 885 amino acids. Gene Ontology annotation, cellular component: nucleus. Gene Ontology annotation, biological process: DNA-templated transcription. The transcript is spliced from 3 exons. NCBI's taxonomy places the organism in Eukaryota, Fungi, Ascomycota, Pezizomycetes, Pezizales, Tuberaceae. The record is from RefSeq and is a predicted model, not a curated record. Gene Ontology annotation, molecular function: DNA binding; zinc ion binding; DNA-binding transcription factor activity, RNA polymerase II-specific.
AUGGGAGCCAGUAACGGGAUAACUACCAGCGCGAGUGCUAGUGGCGGCGAUGUUACGACGGCACAACCUGCAACCACCUCUACCUCCACUACCAAUUGUAGCAGCGGCAACAACAAUUCUGGCAACAAUGUCAGUGGUAAUAUUGACCGCAAUGCUGUUGCGUCCUCCAACAAUUCUACCGCAGGGAAUAAUGGUACAAAGGCGAAGCCGGCCGCAUUAUCGGUGAAUACUUCUACAACAGCGAAUGGGGAUGGCGCAAUGGCGGCGGCGACGACGACGACGACGAAUGGGACUAAGGGACGGCGCGAUAGACCCUGUGAUGCUUGUAGGAGACGGAAGAGCCGGUGCGUCAUGAAUGAGGGUGCGGAGAUUUGCGUGCUUUGCCAGUUCCACACCCAGGAGUGUACAUUUGUGCAGAGUCCACAGCCUCGGAAAAGGAGACUUGCUUCGUCCAAUGUGGGCUCGGAGGAUCAGGUUGUUAUAAAGAAACGGUAUUAUCAAGUUUUAGUUUAUUCAUCUUUUUCUAACUUUCCGGAACCCCCUUUAAGUAGGUCUACGGAACCAGAAUCUCCCCAAGAAACCGCUAUCCGGGGAAACAUGCCAGUUGAUGAUUAUGCAAGCCUACGGGGCCCUUCCCUCCUUAAGACAACACUGGGACUACAAGGCCACCGCCACUCCCAGCUGAUAGGACCAACGAGCGAGUACGAGUCGUGUCUGAUAGACCUGUGUCCCUUUGACCGAAAGGACGAGUACAUGUUAUCCUCCGCGGGCGGGUCUUUCAGAAGAGCAUCUGAUGAAAUCACUUUCCUAAUGUUUCCCGACCACCCAACACAGAAUCACGGCGAGAUCUUCGACGACUUGGAUGCGAUAGAGCGAAUCGUGGCCCCGCACGGCCAAUCGCUGAUAAACCUCUACUUCAGGAUCGUGCACCCGUCCUUCCCAAUUCUGCACAAAAAGGUGUUUCUGGAAAAGUACUCGCGAACGCACCGCGAGUUCUCACCGCCACUGCUGGCGGCUGUAUACAUCCUCGCGUUACACUGGUGGUCAUACGAUAGGGACCUGUCCCCACAGAAGAAACCGGAUGUGGCAGCGCUGGAGAAAUUGGCGAGCAAAACCAUCGCAGACGUGAUGCACAGGCCGAAACUAGCCGCUGUGCAGGCUGGUCUCUUGUUAUUGCAGCGGCACUCAGAUUUGAAGGGAGGGUCGUGGGCGCUGACAUGUCAGCUUGUUGCUGUGGGGCAGGAGCUGGGACUUCACUUGAACUGCGAGGGCUGGAAGAUACCGCCUUGGGAACGGGGACUUAGGAAACGGUUGGCGUGGGGCUUAUUUAUGCAGGAUAAGUGGGGGGCGUUGACGCAUGGUCGGCCUUCGCACAUAACUCGGUCGAAUUGGGCAGUGCCUGCGGUAACCGCCGAAGAUUUCCCGGAGAACGCGGCGGACGAGGAUGAUGGAGAGGGAAGCUCGGAGGUGGAGAAGGGAAGGAUGCUGUUCGAGCAGAUGAUCAACCUAAGCGGCAUCAUGGCAGACGUCUUGGAGACAUUUUUCACACUCGAAGCUCAGCAGAGCCUUGCGGGUAGAGGAGGAACUAAUCGCGUGCUCGAAAAGGCGAAACCUAUACAGAUUAGGCUGAAAGAAUGGUUCUCAAAGUUGCCGGAAUGCCUGAGAAUGGAUGCUACCAAGAUUAGAAAGCUAUCUUCCAACGGUUACCUGCACCUCGCGUACUUUGCAACAGAAAUAACCCUGCACAGACAAAUAUUGCGCUCAUUAAGCCCCCCGACGAACACCGAAUCCUACAUCCACCACAUUUGCCGAUCCGCCGCCAAAACCCGAUUGAUAUCGGCAAUGGACUUUGUAAACCGUUUGAAACCCGAACACCUACAAUCAUUCUGGUAUUUUGCUUCGAAAGUGAAUUUCGCCCUUAUCGGCACGUUCGGCUCCCUUCUCUGGGCAACAAGUCCAAACACCCAAGAGGCAGAAUUCUACAAAGCGAGGCUAAGCGAAUACCGCUGGACCCUCCGCGUUUCCUCCCGCGGAGCAGAAUUCAUGGAGUACGCCGUGGGCGUGUUGGACGCUUCAGUCGGGUAUCUGCAGCAGGAACAGUUCCGCAAACGCGGGUUGGGUAACGCCACGCCGGGGUACACCUCGACCGUAGGAGCGGGCGAGAACUUCGGUUUGGGAAUGGGCGUAGGUUUGAACCCACCUUCGUCGUUGUCGGUACCACCGCCGCCGCCGCUUCAGCUACCGCAUCCAGAGCCAACUCUCCCUCCGCAGUGGCGCGGGCCGGAUGUAACACACAAUGAGCGUGAUGGCCACCUAUCUCCUAUAACGGGCUAUGAUAGUGAAGUCGACGACGACGGAGAAAUGACGGAUGGGUCGAGCACAUCUUCGCGAAGAAGGCUAAACAGCAGCUCCGCUUCUCCAAGUAUGAAGGCCUACCAGGGUUUCCCGUUUGUGGAUUCGGGUCCUACUGAUCCCCUCGCGACCAAUGCAUCCACGCCUACGUCUACCACCAGCUCUGCAUUCGACUUCUUCAUGAUUCCAAACGGGAUGCCGGGGGGCCGGAUGCAGGGUGCUGAAGCCGCCGGCGUUACAAGGGGAGAGCUGGAUUUUCUGGCGACGACUGCUGGAUGGAGGAGCAGGCGGGAUGGAGACGAUUGAGGGGGAAGGAAAAAGGCACGGAAGUUCUGUAACGGUUCAUUUUUCUUUUACUUGUAGUAGUAGUUUUUUUGUUUUCCGUUCGUUGUUGCCGGUUCCGUUGUCUUGGUGGGGAAGGGUGAAUGGAAAGAAAACGGGGAAAAGGAAAGGGUGCUUUGGUUAAGUAAGGGAGCAGGCGAAGGAAGCUUCCCACGAGCAUUUCCGCGGAGGAACCCGUUCUCUACAUGGAAUCCCAUACCACACUUUACACCACCACCACCCACCACUACGCACUUGCACUUUUUUGCUAUCGUAUUUCAUCACCAGAUGGAGAUAUUGCGACAGCCAGCACAUGGUACCAUUUAUUCUUAUUAUUACUGCUACCACCACAGCCGCCACAAUCGCCCCCCUUUUCUCUCCCCUCAAGGUUUCUAUUAGGGGCUUGCUCUAGCGGUUCCAGAAAAGCCUUGUUUUUACUCCUCCCUUUCUCCCUUUCUCCCUUCCUUCUUUCCUCCCUUCCUUCUCUCUUUUAUUUUCUUCCACUCUUUCUUUCGUUCAGGGCUUCUCGGGAUCGGCUGGCUUUUUCGCUUUUUUUUUUUUUUACUCGUUCUUUCUCUCCCUCUUUUCAGUAUUAUACUCGUAACCAACCCUGGCAGUUUUAGCGGUCAAAACACUUGAAUUCAUCA